CACAGACUGUUUAUGAUGGACAAUUUAUUCCCCAGUGCAAAGUCAACAUAACACAGCAAACGUACAGCAAUUAUUAACAUUUUUCUGGGGCCCUCAUGAGGCUAGAGAGUCAUUCAGUGGAGGAGUGGCGCUCCGGGAGCAGGCUCAACUUUCCCCGGGACACAAUCCUGCUUCCUCGGCGUCAUGACUCUCUACCACGGCCGCCUUCCGUCGCUCGGAGUGCCGUCCUCGACUCUGAGUCUCUCCGCCCCCCCGCUGAUCUACUUGUACGGACGAGAGAGCGGAGGGGUCGUGCCCGCCGCCUUGAGCUUCUUGCCGGCCCGCCAGGAGCCCCCACAGAAGCCACCCUACAGCUACAUCGCGCUCAUCGCCAUGGCCAUCAAGAGCGCACCGGAGCAGCGCGCAACUCUAAGCGGCAUCUACCAGUUCAUCAUGGACCGGUUUCCGUUUUACCACGACAACAAGCAGGGCUGGCAGAACUCCAUCCGACACAACCUCUCCCUCAAUGACUGCUUCAUCAAGGUUCCUAGAGAGAAGGGCAGGCCCGGCAAAGGCAGCUACUGGACGCUGGACACCAAGUGUCUGGAUAUGUUUGAGAACGGUAACUACCGCCGGAGGAAGAGGAAGGCGAAAAGCCAGCAGGAGGUUCUGGACUCCAAAAUCGCUGGACACAAGCGCACCAAGGGCCCGGGGCCUUCCAGAGACCCUCAGAUCUCCAUGAAACAUCAGACUGGCUCAGAGAUAGCAGAGGUACCGGCGAGGCAGGAUGCGGAGAGGAUGGAAACACAACCAGACACUAAACCUGUUGUGGUUGAGUUUAACCACGCUGAACAGCCAGAAAAUACACCCACACAGAGACUUAAAGUGCUCCCCAACCAAGACACCCUCGCAUCCGCUGGGAGGAGGCUUGACGCUCUGCAGCCCGACCCGUGUCCCGCUCCGAGACACACUCCGCUAUGGAUGGACGGAGCGCGUCUCCUGGGCGCGUCCCUCCGCUGGGAGCCAGAGGAGAGAAGGUCAGCGUUCAACGGGGAAGAAAGAGAACCGCUCUGCGCCGUUAGCGGCUCGGGAAACACUAACCUGGCUGCACUUGCCCAGGACAGACCGAAAGGAAAUGUUCCGAGCAGGGAUAAAUCAAAAGGUUUUAGCAUCGAGAGCAUCUUAUCAAAAAGUGAAUACGAAAUGCGCGGCAGCGUCCUCGGUCUGUCAGCGGAGACAUGCGCAGAGCGCCAAAGUUCAGGUUUCGGCUCGUCUGUGGUUGUCGGUGCACGGCCGCAUCAGCUGUGCCAAAUGGGAUUCCCCCUCUGCUCUUACCUGUCACUCACCUGCCCUGACAAAGUACUGCAUUUUAAAUGAGUUCAAUCGUGAAUUUAGACUUUCCUGUAUUUUACGCACCGGCCCCUACAAGUGUAACGUGUAGUUACCUUUGCAUGAAGAGUCACUAUAAGACAGUUUACUGUUGUUUUUCAGGAUCUCUGGCAUCUUCAUCACCUGCAUUCAUGUUCUGUUAAAAUCUGUGACUGCGCAGUUUAAUGCUCAAUACAAAAACUCCCAAAAGGAUAUAAUGUUUUUUGUCAUUGUUGUGUGAAUAUUUAGGGAAAGGUCAUGUAUACAGUGUUUUUCUCUUCACUCAUAACGAUGAAAACCCUCAGAGUACAUACAGUAAGUUUCCGUAAUUGAAAGAAGAACCUUGAAUGUAAUGACUGGGCCCGUGGAGCCCACAUCAUAUCUUUGAACUCUGGAGAUUAUGUACAACAUGAGAAUUAACUUUUAGUACUUGAUAAUGUAAGCAAAGCUAUUUUACAUUCCACUGUGCAAAAUAAACUUUAGUUCAGUAGAAAAA
This is a messenger RNA of Lates calcarifer (barramundi perch), 1843 nucleotides long. RefSeq names its product forkhead box L1 (gene foxl1). Gene Ontology annotation, molecular function: DNA-binding transcription factor activity, RNA polymerase II-specific; RNA polymerase II cis-regulatory region sequence-specific DNA binding. Lineage: Eukaryota; Metazoa; Chordata; Actinopteri; Centropomidae. The transcript has a single exon. Gene Ontology annotation, biological process: cell differentiation; anatomical structure morphogenesis; regulation of transcription by RNA polymerase II. The coding region runs from base 184 to 1356 and encodes 390 amino acids. The record is from RefSeq and is a predicted model, not a curated record.